Messenger RNA from Myotis daubentonii (Daubenton's bat), 2414 nucleotides. RefSeq names its product basal cell adhesion molecule (Lutheran blood group) (gene BCAM). Lineage: Eukaryota; Metazoa; Chordata; Mammalia; Chiroptera; Vespertilionidae. Gene Ontology annotation, cellular component: plasma membrane. Gene Ontology annotation, molecular function: laminin receptor activity. The record is from RefSeq and is a predicted model, not a curated record.
GCGGGGCCUCCUCCUCCCAGCCCGGCGGCGCCCGCCGCAGCUGGGGCUUAAUCGCUGCUGCCUCCGCUGUGGACAUGGAGCCCCCGGACGCCUGGGCCGAGAUGCGCGGGGCCCCGCGGCUGCUGGUGCUCGCGCUCCUGCUGGGGGCGCACCCAGGCGUCCAGGCGGGAAUGCAGGUGUCCGUGGCCCCGCUGGUGGAGGUGAUGCGGGGGGAGACAGUCACCCUGGACUGCACCCCUUUGGGGGACCAUAACCCAUUCCUGCUGAAGUGGUUCCUGGUCGAACGCUCCGGGGCCCGCCACCUCCUCGCCGAGGCCCAGGUGCAGGGCCCCGAGGUGAAGCCCAGGGUGCACACCUCCCGGGGCCGCAGUCCCCAGUACCAGCUGCAAGGCCAGGGCCACCUGGUGCUGGUGGAGGCCCAGGUGACAGACGAGCAUGACUACGUGUGCGUGGUGACGGCGGCAGCGGGCACUGCCGAGGCCACCUCCAAGCUCCAGGUGUUUGUCAAGCCAGAGACCACCAAAGUCUUCCCCAACAAAGGGAUACUGUCUGUGAUGGACGACUCUGCCCAGGAGAUCGCCACCUGCCACAGCCAAAAUGGGAACCCGGCCCCCCAGAUCAAGUGGUACCGGAACGGGCAGCCCCUGCAGGUGCCCAUGGAGAGGAACUCAAAUAGCUACAUGACCACCCGCACCGUGCGCGAGGCCUCCAACCUGCAGUCUCUCACCAGCACCCUGUACCUGCGGGUCCACAAGGAGGACCGGGAGGCUAGCUUCCACUGCUCCGCGUACUACAGCCUGCCCCGGGCCCAGCACGGCCACCUGGACAGCCCGCCCUUCAGCCUCACCCUGCACUACCCCACGGAGCACGUGCAGUUCUGGGUGAGCCCGUCCACCACGGAGGGCUGGGUCCGCGAGGGCGACUCCGUCCAGCUGAUCUGCCAGGGGGACGGCAACCCCACGCCCGAGUACAUGUUCUAUCGCCUGCAGGACAGGGAGGAGAAAGUGCUGAACACGAAUCUUCACGGGAACUUUACCCUGGAGAGCGUGCAGCGGAACCAGAACGGGAUCUACGGCUGCCGGGUGUUAGACUAUGACGCUGCUGAUGAGGCUGAGCUCUCCAAGACGCUGGAGCUGCGCGUGGCCUACCUGGACCCCAUUGAGCUCAGCCAGGAGGAGGAGCUUUCCUUACCGCUGGACAGCAACGUAGACAUUACCUGCUCCGUGCAAGGCCUGCCCACCCCUGCUCUACGCUGGACCAAGGACGCAGUCCGCCUGGUGGAUGGCCCCACGCUCUCACUCAGCUCCAUCACCUUCAAUUCUGCUGGCACCUACAUAUGCGAGGCCUAUACGCCCACGGUCCCCCUCCUGAGUCGCACCCGGGUCCUCAAGCUGCUGGUUGAAGGGCAACCCGAGCUACAGCCGGAGGAGAUUUCCCCCCAGGCAGAGGGCAGCAGGAGAGAAGGAGAAGAAGUCAGGCUGACCUGCUCUGCCCGCGGCUACCCAGAGCCCAAACUCACGUGGAGCGAAAAGGGCGACAGUUCCACAGAGCCAGUCCCCGGCAGGCAGGGCUGGGUGAGCAGCUCCCUGACCCUGAAGUUGACCAACACCAUGAGCCAACACGGCGUCUCCUGUGAGGCCUCCAACCCGCUUGGGAGCACCCGGCAUGUCUUCCACUUCGGCCCUCUGGCCCCCCAGACCUCGCAGGCCGGAGUCGCUGUCAUGGCGGUGGCUGUCAGCGUAGGCCUCCUGCUCCUCGUCGUCGCUGCCUUCUAUUGCAUGAGACGCAAGGGGCGCCCCGGCUGCUGCCGAAAGGGGGAAAAGGCGGCUCCGCCGCCUGGGGAGCCAGAGCUGAGCCGUUCAGGGUCCCAGCGGCCUGAGCAGACAGGCCUUCUCAUGGGAGGUGCCUCUGGAGGAGCCAGGCGUGUCAGUGGGGGCUUUGGAGAUGAGUGCUAAGCCUGAGGGCCUCCGAGAGGCAGUCAUCGGACACAACCUGGAGUUGCAGGCAUCAGAGAACCAGCCCUGCUCACGCUCUGCCCUCCCCCGCCUUCCCGGCCUGCCCUCUUCCCUCUCCGGCCCUCCCUUCCUUCCUCUGCAGGCUGGGCAGGGACCUACAGACACUGCUGGGAGGGAGGGAGGGUGCGCUCGCUCGCUCUCUCUCGUGGGUGGGAGGGGACCUUCCUCCAGGGAGUAUGACUCUCCCAGGCCCCAGAAUAGCUUCUGGACCCAAGCCCGGGGCCCGGCCUGGGACGAGGCUCCGAGGGUCGGCUAGCUGAGGCUAUUUUUACCUCCUGCCUCCAUUGCUCGUCCCCCACCUGACGUCCUGCUGUAUAGUCUGACACUGGAUCCCCACCCCUGCUCCGCCCCCUCAUCAUGGACACUGGAGUCUGGAAUAAAUGCUGUCUGUCACCUCGA